AUGGGAAUUAGAAACCAAACCACCAUCUCAGACUUCCUACUCCUGGGAUUUUCUGACACCCCGGAACAGCAGCCUCUCCUUUUCAGGCUCUUCCUGGCCAUGUACCUGGUCACUGCGUUGGGGAACCUGCUCAUCAUCCUGACCAUUGCUUCUGACCAGCACCUCCACACCCCCAUGUACUUCUUUCUGGCCAACCUGUCUCUCACUGAGAUAUGCUUCACCUGCACCAUAGUCCCCAAGGUGCUGGUGAACAUGCACACACAACAUUACACCAUCUCCUAUUCAGGGUGCCUCAUGCAGAUGUACUUCUUCAUGGCUCUAACCCUGCUGGAUGACUUCUUGCUGGCCGUGAUGGCAUAUGAUCGCUACGUGGCCAUCUGCCUUCCUCUGCACUACACCAUGGUCAUGCAUCCCAGACGCUGCCUGAUGCUAGGGGCCAUUUCCUUGCUCUGCUCCAACCUCCUGGCUUCCUCACUCACUUUUCUAAUGACCCAAUUCUCAUUCUGUGCCUCCCAUUCCAUCCCACACUUUUUUUGUGAUCUUCUCCCCCUGCUUAAACUUGCCUGUUCAGAUACCCAUAUCUUUGAGGUCAUGAUGUUUGCUGAAGCAGCACUCUCAGGUGUGAUCCCAUUCACCUGUGUCCUGGUUUCUUAUGCCCACAUCAUGCGCACCAUCCUCGGGAUCCAGUCUGCCGGGGGCAAGCACAAAGUGUUCUCUACCUGUGGCUCUCACCUGUCAGUGGUCACUCUCUUCUAUGGGACCCUCUUUCUGGUGUAUUUCCAGCCUUCAUCCUCCUACUCAGCAGAUACUGGAAUGGUGGCAUCUGUAGUAUACACGAUGGUCACCCCCAUGCUGAACCCUUUCAUCUAUAGCCUGAGGAACAAGGACAUGCAGGGGGCCUUGUGGAGACUCCUCGGCUUGAGAAAAUAUUCUACUCAGUAA
Messenger RNA from Microcebus murinus (gray mouse lemur), 942 nucleotides. RefSeq names its product olfactory receptor 1G1-like. The record is from RefSeq and is a predicted model, not a curated record. Gene Ontology annotation, biological process: G protein-coupled receptor signaling pathway. Lineage: Eukaryota; Metazoa; Chordata; Mammalia; Primates; Cheirogaleidae. Gene Ontology annotation, cellular component: membrane. Gene Ontology annotation, molecular function: olfactory receptor activity; G protein-coupled receptor activity.